This is a messenger RNA of Drosophila santomea, 896 nucleotides long. It is a transcript of the gene Cyp6a18, whose product is annotated as probable cytochrome P450 6a18. Gene Ontology annotation, molecular function: heme binding; oxidoreductase activity, acting on paired donors, with incorporation or reduction of molecular oxygen; monooxygenase activity. Lineage: Eukaryota; Metazoa; Arthropoda; Insecta; Diptera; Drosophilidae. The record is from RefSeq and is a predicted model, not a curated record.
AUGUCGUUGACAUACUUUCUCUUCCAAGUGGCAGUCGCCCUACUGGCGAUCCUGACCUAUAUACUCCACCGCAAACUAACAUAUUUUAAGCGGCGUGGCAUUCCCUAUGAUAAACCCCACCCUAUCAAGGGAAAUAUGGAGGGCUAUAAGAAAACGAGGACCGUUCACGAAAUCCACAACAGCAAGGCACCUUUUGUGGGAUUUUACCUGUUCCAGAAGCCCGCCGCAUUUGUUAUCGAUCUGGAGCUGGCCAAACAAAUACUGAUCAAGAACUUUUCCAAUUUCACCGACAAGGGACUAUACUACAACGAAAAAGAUGAUCCCAUGUCAGCGCAUCUCUUUAAUUUGGAUGGACCCCAGUGGCGUUUGCUCAGAAGCAAACUAUCCUCGACUUUCACGUCCGGCAAAAUGAAGUUCAUGUAUCCGACAGUUGCGUCGGUGGCUGAGGAAUUUAUGGAUGUGAUGCACGGGAAGGUAUCGGAGAACUCCAUCCUGGACGUUAGGGAUCCAUCAUCCGCCAUACAUCACGAUCCCAGUAUUUAUCUCGAACCCAAUGAGUUUAGGCCGGAGAGGUUUUCCCCAGAGGAAUGCGCCAAACGUCCUUCGGUUGCCUGGCUGCCUUUUGGAGAAGGUCCUCGCAACUGCAUUGGACUGAGAUUUGGGCAGAUGCAGGCUCGCAUUGGACUCGCACUGAACUUCUCGUUCUCCCCCUGCUCAGCAACUCCAGAUCCAUUGAUCUUCGAUCCUCAUUCCGCAAUUCUACUCGGAAUUAAAGGCGGCAUUCAUCUGAAGGUGGAGGCACUCUAAAAAAGGCACACACUUUAAAGCGAAUAAUCAUAUAAUAAUAACAGCUGCCUCAUAGUUAUUAUGUUCUCCUUUCCCAAUUCCAUUUUGCC